This is a messenger RNA of Dermacentor andersoni, 821 nucleotides long. Lineage: Eukaryota; Metazoa; Arthropoda; Arachnida; Ixodida; Ixodidae. The record is from RefSeq and is a predicted model, not a curated record.
GUCCUACCUGGGAGUGGGCAAAUACCCUGAAGGAGAAGAUGAGGGCCAACCUUGAGAUCGCCCAGGACAGGCUCGACUUUCUAGAAACAAUGGUGAAGAUACAACACCUCGGUGAUCAUCUGCCCUGGCAUGCGGGCGUGGCCCGGCGCCAGGCCACACCAAAGCGGCGGCAGUGGGAAAAGGUAGCCCGGAAAGGCGCCGUCAAUAGUGAUGACGGCCCCUCGUGGCUAAAGAGGGCCAUGAACGGCGUCAGAAUGACCAGCCAGGCAAGAGGGGCAUGCCUCUGUUUCGGGAAGGGCGCCGUGCCCCCUCCUUACCCCCCUUGGCCCGUGCCUGCCCGGCGGAGGCUCCUUCCGUGGCAAAUAAGAGAGGCGAGUGUCGUAUCAGCGCUGAAGGGUGCCGACUCUCAGCUGGCGCACAUCAUCCUGGAGGAGAUCGUGGAUGGCUGUCCCGAGGUGCUGUUCAGCGACAUUGCUGGCCAGAAAGAGGCCAAGCAGCUCCACACUGGUAGUGAAGAGCGGAUUCUCGUAAUGGGUGCCACAAGCAGGUCUCAAGAGUUGGAUGCUGCUGCACUAAGGCAUUUUAAGAAGUGGGUGUAUGUCACGCGUCUGGACGUGAACACGCGGAUGCUGUUCCCAGCUAUCUGCGCACCACCCAAGGGCCUGUUGCGCAUUGGGCCAUCGGGCAAUGGCAAGAUCAUUGUGGCCAAGGCACUGCCUUGGCCCACGAGUGCCACUGCACAUGCCUCAACAUCAGUGCAGCUUCGCUCACUUCUGAGUGCGUACCUUUUCGUGGAGAAUCUUGUGGCUGCGCUUCAGUAG